UUUAAGAAAACUUCAAAUUCUGCUUAUUUGUAUGGAAGAAUCGUUCCGCAUCUUGUGAAUGAACGAGUAAAAAUAACGUACUGUACGGAUAUGGAUAAAUCGGUAUUAAUUAGUAACUUUGAAAAGAGAAAUUGGCAAUCGGUGAGUGCCGAAGAUGAUUGGAAUUUUUAUUGGGCCAGUACAACAACAUGUCGGAAUAUAUUUAGCGUUGAGAGCGGUUAUCGUAUGCAAGAUAAUCAAAUUAUAAAUCACUUCCCAAACCAUUAUGAAUUAUCACGAAAAGAUCUUUUAGUGAAAAAUAUCAAAAGAUAUCGAAAGGAUUUGGAGAGAGACAGCAGUGCGUUGGCAGAAAAAAUUGACACUGGAACGACCGGAUUGAAAUAUCUUUAUUUAGAUUUCAUACCAACAACUUUUGUCCUUCCUGCUGAUUACAAUAUGUUUGUUGAAGAGUAUCGAAAAAAUCCACAAACUACAUGGAUUAUGAAGCCAUGUGGCAAGUCACAAGGAGCUGGCAUUUUUUUGAUCAACAAAUUAUCAAAAUUGAAGAAAUGGUCACGAGAAGCGCGUAGCAAUGCAUUUAAUCCACAAAUAACUUCGGGUAAAGAGAGCUACGUCAUUUCCAGAUACAUCGAUAAUCCACUAUUAAUCGGUGGCAAAAAAUUUGAUUUGCGAUUGUAUGUGCUUGUAACAUCAUUUCGUCCACUAAAAGCCUACCUAUUCAAAUUGGGUUUCUGUCGAUUUUGCACAGUGAAAUAUGAUACAAGUGUGACGGAACUCGAUAACAUGUACGUUCAUUUGACCAAUGUCAGUGUACAAAAGCAUGGAGGAGAGUAUAAUACAUUGCAUGGCGGAAAGUGGAGUGUUCAAAAUUUAAAAUUAUUUCUCGAAGGCACGCGAGGUAAAGAAGUCACCGAUAAAUUAUUCGGAAAUAUUUCAUGGUUGAUUGUUCACUCGUUGCGUGCAGUCGCUCCAGUUAUGGUCGCAGAUCGUCAUUGUUUUGAGUGUUAUGGAUACGACAUAAUUAUUGAUAAUACAUUAAAGCCUUGGCUUGUAGAAGUGAACGCAUCACCAUCUUUAACAUCGACCACAGUAAAUGAUCGAAUUCUUAAAUACAAACUCAUUGACAAUAUUCUAUCAAUUGUGUUGCCCAAAAGUGGAGUACCGGAUGUUCGUUGGAACAAGGUACCCGAAGCAGAUUCGUUAGGAAAUUUCGAACUACUUUUGGAUGAAGAACUGACGUCGCAUGACGAAAAUGGUCAGAACCAACAACGUGAAAGAAGUAUAAAACUCUCGUCUAGUAGCAAUCGUUGGAAGUAAUAAUAAUUUCGGCAAAUUUAACAUUCUAAUGUAGUUUAAUAUCGAUGAAUAAAAGUCAAAAAAAU
Molecule: messenger RNA, 1382 nt
Organism: Contarinia nasturtii (swede midge)
Lineage: Eukaryota; Metazoa; Arthropoda; Insecta; Diptera; Cecidomyiidae
Gene: TTLL1B
Product: probable tubulin polyglutamylase TTLL1
Exons: 6
Coding region: 91-1317 (408 amino acids)
Biological process (GO): microtubule cytoskeleton organization; protein polyglutamylation
Cellular component (GO): cilium
Molecular function (GO): tubulin binding; tubulin-glutamic acid ligase activity
Source: RefSeq, a predicted model, not a curated record